This is a messenger RNA of Echinococcus granulosus, 948 nucleotides long. RefSeq names its product 28S ribosomal protein S31. The record is from RefSeq and is a predicted model, not a curated record. NCBI's taxonomy places the organism in Eukaryota, Metazoa, Platyhelminthes, Cestoda, Cyclophyllidea, Taeniidae. Bases 1 to 948 code for a protein of 315 amino acids. The transcript is spliced from 6 exons. Gene Ontology annotation, cellular component: mitochondrial small ribosomal subunit. Gene Ontology annotation, molecular function: structural constituent of ribosome.
AUGCUAGGAGUGCCGAUUUUUCGAAGCAUUGGAAAAUUAAUUUCCGGUGGAGACGAGGAGGAAGAUUUGACAAAGGUCACUUCUGUCGCCGCGUGCUCCCUUAAAUCACUCUACAGUGAUCGGCGGGUGCACAGAGCCGCAGGAUGCCGAGUUAAUGCGCCCGUGCAACUUCUUGAAGACUUCCUCAUGCCAGAAAGUCAAAGGAUUGAAGGAAAGCAAAACAGUCUCAAGAGUUCAAAUUCGGCGGAAUAUUCCAGUGGUGAAGAAACAACUCAGGGCACGCGUUCUACCGGGCGCCUACCCAAAGCACGAGACAAGGGCGCCAUUAAAUUCGCCGAUCUCCUCCGUGACUUUGUAACCACAAAAGGGCAGCCGUUAAGAGAACUCGCUCUGGUCACUACUCGACCUCCACGCCGGUCUGCCCGAAUUCGCUAUAUGGAACCACUCCCAAUCCCGGCGAAGCUGAACCUCUUUGACAAAACACCACUCGAAGAACCAGCGGCUGCGGACGAUUCCUACAACAACGAAGUCUUCAAGGAAAUUGAGGCGCUGGAAGCCUCCGCUUAUCGUGCUAAGUCGACGCAUAAUAAGUUCGAAGAGCUCAUCCAGUGGACUCUGGAUGGAAAACUUUGGCGAUAUCCCAUUGACAAUGAGCAAGACUGGAGUGAAGAGCUUGAUACACCUUUCCACGAGCACAUCUUUCUAAAUCGGUUUGCCAGAAGCCAGGUCAAAGCGAAGAAUCCUGCUCCGCUGGAGGCCUUCAUGGAACUGGUGUGUGCCGGUCUAGGCCAGAAUCCUUACCUUAGCAUUAAGGAGAAGAGAGACCACAUAGCCUGGUUUAAGGGAUACUUUGCCAACAAAAUGAAGGACAUCGAAUCCGCCGUCGAAGAGGAGAGGCGCACCGCCCAAGCCGAGUCAGAGACCCGGGGGACGAAGUCUUGCUUGUAA